Wyeomyia smithii (pitcher-plant mosquito) is the source of this 1737-nucleotide messenger RNA. RefSeq names its product voltage-dependent anion-selective channel-like. The transcript has 5 exons. Gene Ontology annotation, cellular component: mitochondrial outer membrane. Bases 163 to 1011 code for a protein of 282 amino acids. The record is from RefSeq and is a predicted model, not a curated record. NCBI's taxonomy places the organism in Eukaryota, Metazoa, Arthropoda, Insecta, Diptera, Culicidae. Gene Ontology annotation, biological process: monoatomic anion transmembrane transport. Gene Ontology annotation, molecular function: voltage-gated monoatomic anion channel activity.
UAAUAAUCCUCUCGAAAUCACCUCAGAAAAACCCUCACUUUCUCUCGCAGUCUUGAAAGUUCCACCGGAGUUCUUGUGUGUGACUACCUUCCUUCCAGUCCGGCAUUUUAACUAUUUCAGUGAAAAGAACAUUAGUGUUCCCCUGUUAAAAGUUCUAUAGAAAUGGCUCCACCAGCGUACUCAGAUCUUGGUAAGCAAGCUCGCGAUGUUUUCAACAAGGGAUAUCAUUUUGGACUGUGGAAGCUAGACGUGAAGACGAAGACUAGCUCUGGAGUUGAGUUCAACACCAGCGGUCACUCGAAUCAGGACAAUGGAAAAGUGUUCGGUUCGCUUGAAACCAAAUACAAAGUCAAGGAAUACGGUCUGAACUUUUCCGAAAAGUGGAACACGGACAACACACUAACCUCGGAAGUAUCGGUUGAAAAUCAACUAGUCGAAGGAUUGAAACUGUCGUUCGAUGGUUCAUUCGCUCCACAAACCGGAAGCAAGACUGGACGCUUCAAGACCUCUUAUUCGCACGAUAAAGUUCGCGUUGAUGCCGACGUGAACGUUGAUCUUGCGGGACCGCUGGUGAACGCCUCUGGCGUAUUCGGUUAUCAAGGCUGGCUCGCCGGUUACCAGGUUGCAUUUGACUCUCAGAAGUCCAAGAUUACUGCAAACAAUUUUGCUCUAGGUUACUCAACUGGUGACUUCAUUUUACACACGAACGUCAACGAUGGACGCGAAUUCGGCGGUUUGAUUUACCAGCGAUGCAAUGAUCGUCUGGAAACUGGUGUGCAAUUGUCAUGGGCUACUGGUUCAAACGCGACCAGGUUUGGCCUGGCUGCCAAGUAUGAUCUAGACAAGGAUGCAUGUGUCCGAGCCAAGGUCAAUAACCAGAGCCAAAUUGGACUCGGUUAUCAGCAGAAACUGCGCGACGGCAUCACUUUAACGCUGUCCACGAUGAUCGACGGCAAGAGCUUCAACACUGGCGGACACAAGAUUGGUGUCGCUCUGGAGCUGGAAGCCUAAACUGAGGUUGAAAUCGUGUUCGUGUUUUAACAAACCAGAUUCAAAUCCAAUAACUAUUAAAACAGCUAAACUAACAGACGGAAAAACAAUUACCAAGUAUAGUAAACAUUCGCAAAAUGCUGAAGGCAGUUCGUGUCCUAGAAAAAGGUCCUUCUUAACAAAUGUUGGAGUGAGCUGCACGAUUAUUCAGAUAUCACUGACGAGAUGAGAUGCAGUCGGCCAAUCGCAGAAAGACACAAGUUGAAAAAAUAAAUUGAAAUGAGAAGAGUUAGUAAACUACCAAAUCACGUUUAAGAUUAUUAACUCGAUGAGAACAGAUAUGCAAAUCUCUUGACAAACACACUUUGAACAAUUGUUACGGCUAAUGCAAAUUCUCGAUAGAAAUUUAAUGAUACAAUCCAAAACACCGUUUCAUCUACUAGUAGAAUUACCCCUUUGGUUUGUGUUUUUUUUUUUUUUUUUGAGCACGCUGUGACCCUGCGGAUAGAAUUUAAAUAUAACUGUACUGCCGAGACGAUUUAGCGAAAUUACAAAUGGUAAUUCAAAUAAUAACGCAUAGAAAACGGGAUUUUCGCUGAUUUGUUCAUAUUUGUGUGCAGCUUAUAAUGGUGCAGAAUACAAGCUGCAAGUUGGCUUAUGCGACUACUGAUAAGUCUUGAAGGAGAGUUGUUACAUCUAUAGAAUUGAAGAAAAUAAAGUGCAUUGCGGAAUUUCACACUUCACCAA